Messenger RNA from Sodiomyces alkalinus F11, 624 nucleotides. RefSeq lists its product as hypothetical. Bases 1 to 624 code for a protein of 207 amino acids. The transcript has 8 exons. The record is from RefSeq and is a predicted model, not a curated record. Lineage: Eukaryota; Fungi; Ascomycota; Sordariomycetes; Glomerellales; Plectosphaerellaceae.
AUGACGCCGUACACUCUACCCCUUACUUUCGACCUUCUGAUCGUCCGUCUCGGUCCCCAGUUCGCACUCCCGUCUGGACGGACCACCCUUGCCGAGGUUGCGCCCAGUCUCACUUAUCAUGGUUGUCCUUGCGCCGGUGGAGCUUCAUCCCUGACUAUCGCGUCAACCCUCGAGCACGAGCUCGAGGGCAUCCAACAAGACGGGAACUUUUGGCACUUCCCUCGUACCUACGUACAACAUGACGAUAGCCAACUUCAUAUCUUGGAAAGACAAGGAAGAGCCGAUAUGACUGAUGCUGUACAUAACUACCUUACCUUGCGGUACAAGGCUUGGGCCAAGGAGAUGGUUGGCCGAUAUUCUUUGCUGAUCACCGGUAGACGGGGCGGGACGGCCCCGGGAAAAGUGCUGGACGAGAUGGCUGUGGGGAGAUACAAGGGAGCCAUGCCCCAACCAUUCGUGACUCUCGAUCAAGUCAACGUGAACGAGAAGGCUGAACCAAGCGACUGGGUGGAUAAGUCGCUGGGGUCUGGCGGCCAAGCUGGACAUGGUUUUACAAGGGACAAUAGCAAGGCUGCCUUGAAUGCCCCUUGUUUGCGUGCCGUGUGGAUGGUGCGGCACCAGUGA